This is a messenger RNA of Aedes aegypti (yellow fever mosquito), 4063 nucleotides long. Its product is annotated as protein amalgam. The record is from RefSeq and is a predicted model, not a curated record. Gene Ontology annotation, biological process: homophilic cell-cell adhesion; synapse organization. NCBI's taxonomy places the organism in Eukaryota, Metazoa, Arthropoda, Insecta, Diptera, Culicidae. Gene Ontology annotation, molecular function: protein binding; axon guidance receptor activity. Gene Ontology annotation, cellular component: neuronal cell body; plasma membrane; axon. The coding region runs from base 2037 to 3509 and encodes 490 amino acids. The transcript is spliced from 11 exons.
GUUUUUCCACUCAGUAGCAGUUUGGACUUUUCUCGGCCUGGAGCUCGUCUUCGGUGGCUCUUUUUUCUCCGGUUGGAUCACACUCUGUGUAAUUAUACUGUGUAUUUUGUGUGAGGGAUAGUGUGUGGACUUGUUCUAUGUCCCCGUCAGUCGGUCAACGCCAAGGAAUUUGACACUGUCGGAUUUGUGCUUUUUUUUUUGCUGGGAUCAUCUGACAUUUGGCGGAUUACAGUUUGAAGAGUGCUUUUGUGUCUGGAGCUAUUUGGCCGUUGACGUCGUCGUGUCUCGCAAAAAAGGUGCCAAACAAUUUGGGAUAUUAAACGGCAGAGGUGUACAUGAAGCAGGUAUUUUACUCAGAGUGACAUCGUUGUCAUUGGAAUCAGGCUCAUAAAAAAGUGUGGAAUUAAAUUUGGGCGAAAUACAUAAAGUGUUAAUCUACCCCCCUUUUGGAUGGAUGCCCAGCAGAGUUGGUGAUUCUUUGGCCUUGGUUGUGGGUGGGAGUUGUUGCACUUGCCGGCAAUAUUCACUCAGUGUAAUUGAAAAGUCCGAUGCGCAGCGCUUCACUUCGAUGUGAUGGUGAAUGCAAGCGAGAAUUUAAAUUAAAAAAGGAUUAAGGGAUUAAAACACAGUGUGCAUCGACGUGGAAAAUUCAGAGUGUGUGUGGUGAACACAAAAACCGAUUCGUGUGAGGGAAAACCGUGUUUUGGCUGAUGUGAACGAGCUUUAACGGAUGCGGAAGGAGAGAAAAGUGUUAAUGCAUUUAAACUGCUGAUAAAGAUGGCGAAAAUUGUGCCAAAUUAUUCUCCAUCCGGCCAGACGACAUUGGCACUGGAUUCCGACGUCUGAGAUCUCCGUACGAAAAAGAUUCCUGGACCAAACCGAGCCGAGAAGGAAAUUGAAUGAAGCUGUAAUCACAUCGUGGACCGGGAAAAUUUAAGCUUCACCGGAAAAACGGACUCGUGCUCGUGCUAGUGGGCUGAAAGGACGAAGAGAAAAAAAGUUAAGCAAGCGAGAAAAUUACGAUAACACUGUUUGGCUUGGAAGGACGAAACGGCCACUUCUCCGUGCGGAGGAACGCGAUUAAUUUUACGGAUGGAGUACGAAUUUCGGCGAAAAAGUUUUUCCCGCUGUUGAUUCUGCUGACUACGUCGUUGUUGUAACGACGGUACACUCGUCUGGGCCGAAAUUGAUGAAGUCACUUUGGAAAACGGACGAAGAAAAAUCGUUGGGAAAAAUCGUAGCUCUGUAAAAGGAAAAUAAUUUAUCGACAUUCCUUUUGCCGCAGAAUACCCACAUGUACUGAAACAGAGAUCCAAGACAAACCGAUCGCAGAACAAAUAAUCAUAAAAAAACAGCAGUGAGGGUAUGAAUGAAGAAUAAAUUCAAAAAGUACAUGGAACUAGCACCAACAGCAGUGGAGAAAUAAUAGUAAUACAAGUAAUAAUAAAGUAGUUUCCCUGCACCAUUCUCUUGAGAGUUUCGGUCGGUGGGUGAAUGUUUGCUUUUCGGGAUAGAGGAUAGUGGUGUCUGGUCCGGUGGUCCUUCGGAGACAACGUUGAAGCAACAGUAAAUAGUGAAACCUACCUUCGGGCGGCGCAGAACAAGAUCACAGCCGGCUUCAGCUUCACCGUCAUCGGAGUGUUUAUGCGAGCUUAUGUGUGACUUCUCGUUGGCUGUCUGCCAGAAGUGAGCAAAGUUGUGUCCGGUGGCAAAGGAAAACGUGUUCUGUGCUGGGAUUUUGGUGGUGGAAAAUCGGAGCAAAUUCUAUAACAAUAACCACAGCAACAGUAUAGGGUUGUACACAUAUAUGCUACCGACCACUUGUGAAAGUGAAUAAGGAAACGAUACGGAGACCGGAGAGAAAGCAGGUUUGAAACCGGAAAUCCCCUCGGAGAUCUCGGGACCGAGAGGGGGUUGAAGUGUUUGGCGAGAGCUUUGUGUGCUUAAGCCAAGGAGCAGCAGCAGAAAAUUUGUCCGCAGGCCAAGAGAACAUUCCGGAAAGAAAGACGCCCGGCGCGCACUAAAGGUGGAAAAUAAUGGCCGGAUAUGUGUGUCAUAUUUUACUAUUCUUCCUCUUCGCCCAGGAAACGGCUUACGGCACAUCGUACGGCAACUCACUGUCCGAUACGCUGUCGGAUCCAGACUUUAUCGACAACCCACCGAUGAUUCAGCCCAAGUUCACUUCCCGCUCCCAGUCGAUACGGGCCGUCAUUGGCGAUACGAUCACGCUGCCGUGCGAGGUAGAUAAUCUGGGCAACAACAUCCUCCUGUGGCGUCGAGGGAGUGCCGUCGUAACGGCAUCGAACCUAAUAAUCACCCGCGAUCUGCGCUUCAAGUUGCUGAAAGGUUACACGCUGCAGAUUAAGAACGUCCGACCGCAGGAUGCCGGAGACUACAGUUGCCAAGUUGGGGACCACGACAACCGGGACCUGGUGCACACGGUGGAAAUCCUCGUUCCGCCUUCGGUGCGCUCUGUCCCGGAAACGGGCCACGUUACGGUGCGGAAGGGUGGAACGGCCACGCUCGAGUGCAAAGCCAGUGGAAACCCUGUGCCCAGCAUCAGCUGGAGCCGGAAGGAUUCACUGCACGGAUCGCCCCAUCUGGCGGAGGGACCGACGCUCACGCUCGAAAGCGUCAGCCGGCAGGACAGUGGCACGUAUCGUUGCUUUGCGGACAAUGGCAUCCGGGAGCCCGUGUUUGUCGACUUGCAACUCAUCGUCCUGUCUCCACCGGAAAUAACCGUUGAGAAAACUUGGGUUCACGCCGGCGAGGGCUAUGAGGCGCAGCUUGUUUGUACCGUUCAUGGCGAUUCAACUCCAGAGUUCUCGCACUUGCACAAUUUACAGAUGAUGUGGUACCAGGACUCGUUUCUCCUGCAUCCGAACGAUCGCCGCACCAUGGACUCCAGAGGGGACAAGCACUACCUUACGAUACGGAAUGUGCGCCAGUCUGAUUUUGGCAAUUACAGUUGUGUGGCGGAGAACACUCUUGGACGUGCCAAAAAGUACAUCGAAAUGUCCGGCCGACCGGGGCCAGCCCAGUUCCAUUCCCCGAUGUAUAGCCGCUAUCGAGAGAUGUACAAUCUGACCUGGAGCGUCGAGUCGUUUCCACCGAUCGAGGAAAUUCGAUUACUGUACCGAAAGCUAAUGAUGAACGAGUCUUAUCAGCAUCCGGGCAGAUGGCACGACGUCAUCCUGAAUCCACCGUCGACCCGGGCAGAGUCCUUUCGGCACAUCAUGACGUACACCAUCCGGAAUCUGGACCCCAACUCGGUGUACGAGACCAUAGUGCAGGCGAAAAAUCGAUACGGCUGGAACGAGGUCAGUGAUAUCUUCCAGUUCUACACACUCAGCAGUGACAUGCCGGAGGAGGACGUCGAGCAGACCUUGGGAUCGACCGCAUUUGGAAAUCCGUUUGGUUGGUCCAAUCGGGCCCAAUCAACCUCUAGCACCAGUUGGAUGCUUGUGCUCAGUAUUUUGCUGCUUCUGAAAAUCUGUCAUUCUCUGUAAGUCUUGCCAUUUUAAGUUUCCUGUUUUAUUAUGUUCAUAUAUAUUUAGGUUACGAUCUCGAUGAGUUUAUACCGUAGUGAAGUAAGGCUUAAGCUUAAAUACAGUGAGAGAAACCUAAUUUCCUUAUGUGGAUGUCCAUUUGCAGUGACAUCAUUCAGGUGAUGCAAAACAAGUGAAAAAAACAUUGAUAAAAUUACGAAACUCUAUUCGAAACCCGAUUUGAAGACAUGACGAAGAAUAUGAUAUUAGAAAUUUACAAAAGAUAACAUACUAAAAUUCUGACAUAAGAAACUCUAAUGCAUUCCUUUUGUAAAAUAGAUUUUAAUUUUUAUCGCUGGUAGUCUCAAAAAGACAAAUAGAUCCUAAGUAAGCAAACGAAGAACAAACUGAAAAAAGUAUAAAAAAUAUAAGUGUAAACUAGUCGUAAGUCCAUGUCCUAGUGCAAACAAGCGAUUAAUCAGCCAUCAAUUGGUUGGAAUCAUCCUUUGUGAAUAAUGUAAAACCACAGCAAAAUGGUACCCAUUUUUUAAAUAAAGUCAUUUUAAAAACCCGAA